AUGGAAAAGACUUACCAAACUAUUCACUGGCAACAUGCGUCGUUGGAACCAAUGCAUGCGGGAUCACCGGCUUUAAGACCACCACAACCACCAGCAGCACCUCCCUGGCCACCAUCGGUACCGCUAUCACCACCCGCACCUCCUCCAUCACCGCCGUCAGCAACGCCAUCGGCGCCGGCAUCACCAUUCCCACUAGCUCCGCCUUCAGCUGCACCAGCGUCUCCAUCGCCACCACCAGCACCACCGUCACCAGCGGCAUCACCAUCACCACUUGUGCCACCUUCAGCGGCUCCAGCACCAUCACCGCCAUCGUCACCACCGCCAGCACCAUCACCACCGUCACCACCGUCAGCACCGUCAUCACCGCCAUCACCGCCAUCGUCACCACCGCCAGCACCAUCACCACCGUCAGCACCAUCAUCACCGCCAUCACCACCAUCGCCUCCAUCGGUGUCCUCAUCUCCACUGUCUGGUUCAGCUGCCACUGGUACUUCUACAUAGAUUGGCUUCUCGACAACUUCAUAGUGGAUUUCUGGUGCUUGUGGAACUGGAACAUGGACAGGGUAAAGCUCUGGAGCAGCAACUGGAGCAAUUUCAGGAGCAGGGGC
Molecule: messenger RNA, 608 nt
Organism: Lytechinus variegatus (green sea urchin)
Lineage: Eukaryota; Metazoa; Echinodermata; Echinoidea; Temnopleuroida; Toxopneustidae
Product: vegetative cell wall protein gp1-like
Exons: 1
Coding region: 1-501 (166 amino acids)
Source: RefSeq, a predicted model, not a curated record